Molecule: messenger RNA, 2638 nt
Organism: Erythranthe guttata (spotted monkey flower)
Lineage: Eukaryota; Viridiplantae; Streptophyta; Magnoliopsida; Lamiales; Phrymaceae
Source: RefSeq, a predicted model, not a curated record
GCGUUCAAAUAUAGACCACCAUGGCUGCUUUGACUUUGACCUGUCUGUACCAGCUAAGACUGACGAUGUGGAAAUUUUUUAAUUUUUAUUUUUAUGCAAACUGAAAAAUUCCAGGCUACAAAAAAUAAUCGAAAAAGAAAGAAAAUAGAAGAGAGAGAAAGAAGAGAGAGAAAGUGCAAGAACGACGAAAAUCGUUGUUCCUCUCACAUCUGAUAAUCAAUCCCUUUGUAACUCUCAACUAUUCUCUAGGGUAAGCUUUUUUUUAUACCCAUUUCUUUCUUGUUGCAUAAAUCUUCUUUGUUUCAUCAUCCUCUUCCUAAUUUGUAAUAAUUGAAGUUUCCGCCGCCGCCUCCGCCUCCGCCGCCGCCGCCGCCUGUUCAUGACUGCGGUUCUUCAAGGCCGAACUGGGUUUUGAUAAAUACGGCGUCGUUUUGCCAGUUUAAGUCAAAAGAUUCGAACUUUAUGCUUUUGGUCUUGGUGAAAAGUGGGGGAGAUUUUGACGAGGGAGGAAUAUGGGUUUAUUUUUGUUGAUUUGGAGUUGCUUUAUAUGCUAAUUUUUCCUUGAUGCAAAAGGGAUUCUUUUUCUUCACUCUAUUUUAACAGAUUUAGGGGCAAAAAAGGAAAAAAAAAAAGAAAAAAAAAACAAUCUUGAUUGGUCUUUCUGGAAAAUUGAGUCCACAUUUAGUGAAUUGAUGAGUCCAAUCUUGCAAAAGAUUGAUUCUUUAGUAUAUUUAUUUGUUUCUUAACCUUUUUUAGCAUCUGAGUUUGAGGGUUUGUGUUUAGAGGAAUAAAUAUUUGUGAAGAUUUGGAAGCUGAAAUUUGGGGGUUAUAGUAGUAGUAAAAAUCGAAAUAUGUUGAAACAAAUACUCGGUAAGAUCAAGCAUUCGAAAUCCGGUGGAGACCCGAAUCCCUCCUCGAGUUCUCUAGCCACCUCAAAGAGAAGCGACGGGGCCCACUCGAGAUUCAGUACUGUGGUCGAUGAUGCUGUUUCGGCUCCGUAUUCCGGUUUAAGCCUCGACUCGGAAGACAAGUAUCUUCGCGAGAAGAACUCGACGUGGAACGGAAACAUAGUUUCUGCUUCGUACGAUGCUUUACCGAGUUUUAAGGAUGUCCCGAUUUCCGAAAAGCAGCACUUGUUCAUCAGGAAAGUGAAGAUGUGCUGUGUGGUAUUCGAUUUCACGGACCCCACGAAGAACUUCAAAGAGAAAGACAUCAAGAGGCAGACUUUAUUGGAGCUAGUCGAGUACAUAACUUCCGCGAACGGAAAAUUUCCGGAAAAUAUGAUGCAAGAAGUUGUUAAGAUGGUGUCGGCGAAUAUCUUCAGAGAAUUCAUCCCUCAACCUAGAGAGAACAAGCUAAUAAACGGGCUCGAUUUGGAGGAUGAAGAGCCUGCAAUGGACCCCACGUGGCCCCACUUGCAAGCCGUGUAUGAAUUCUUGCUAAGGUUCGUCGCUUCGCCUGAAACCGACGCCAAAAUCGCCAAACGGUACAUCGACCACUCGUUUAUUCUGAAAUUGCUCGCUUUGUUCGAUUCGGAAGAUCCUAGAGAGAGGGAGUAUUUGAAGACGAUACUGCACCGUAUAUACGGGAAGUUCAUGGUGCACAGGCCGUUCAUAAGAAAAACGAUCAAUAAUAUAUUCCAUCAAUUCAUUUUCGAGACGGAGAAGCAUAACGGAAUCGCCGAGUUUCUUGAAGUGCUCGGGAGUAUAAUCAACGGGUAUGCUCUGCCUUUGAAAGAAGAGCAUAAGCUCUUUCUUGUUCGGAUAUUGAUUCCUUUGCAUAAGCCGAAGUGUUUGGCUACGUACCACCAGCAAUUGUCGUACUGCAUUACGCAGUAUGUCGAGAAAGAUUGCAAAUUGGCCGAUAUUAUUAUUAGGGGACUGAUUAAAUAUUGGCCGGUUACGAACAGUUCGAAGGAAGUUUUGUUUCUUAACGAGCUCGAGGAAGUUCUGGAAGCCACUCAGGGACCGGAGUUUCAACGGUGCAUGGUGCCUUUGUUUCAGCAGAUUUCUCGUAGCUUGAACAGUAUGCAUUUCCAGGUGGCGGAGAGGGCUUUAUUCCUGUGGAACAACGAGCACAUAGAGAACCUGAUAAAGCAGAAUCGAAAGGUAAUCCUGCCAAUAAUAUUCCCAGCCAUAGAGAGAAACGCGAAGCACUGGAACCAAGCGGUGCACAGUUUGAGCCUCAAUGUACGCAAGAUAUUUUACGAUCUUGACCCCGAUCUAUUCAAAGCUUGCCAGCUCAAAUUUCAAGAAGACGAAGCAAAGGAAGACGAGAUCAAACAGAGACGGGAGACCAUCUGGAAACGUCUAGAAGAACUUGCUGCCAAAACAAGCAACAACUAAACGAAAAAAAAAGUUAUUUAUUCGUUUCUUUAAGACAUGCCAAUGUUUUGCGUAUGAGCAGUUUUUCGAGGAUAUAUUUUUUAUUUUAUUUUAUUUUAUUUUAAUUUGAUUUAUAGUGUGUGGGGUUUUAUCUAAAUAAUAAGCUGACUGAUUUUUUUUUAUUCUAUUUUAUUUUUUUGACUUGUGGAGUGAAAAUGUGAAAUGUCUGUAUAAUGUACAAGUAGAAAACAGUUACAUUACAUAGCUACUGCUGCUGUCAAAUAUUAGUUUUUCUUGUGAAGUUUUGCUUUAAA